GCAUUCAAUCCUCUCUCUGGCAUCUCCACUGCCACACCACUGUGACCACACGCUCCCGCGCCGCCCAUGGCGGCUACCUCGCCGACGGCCACGAGGCCGGUAGCCGCCGCACUUAUACGAGUCCCGCGUCCAGGGAUCAAUCGCGUCUCCUCGCCAUGCUGCCACAGCCGCCCCCGCCCCCGCCGCGCAACUCCUUGGUGGAGUCGUCCGCGAUGCAGCCGUAAAGAGAAGCCGGUCGUCACGGACGUCGUCGAGGAGGAGGCACCAAGGGGCCCGGAGACUCAGAGGGAGGAUGAAGAAGAGGCGGAGGCCGGCUCGCUGCGUGGGGUGCUGGGGUGGCUCAGGCUUGACGGGGUUGCGGCGGACAUCAUCAGCAUCGCCGUGCCCGCCGUGCUCGCGCUCGCCGCCGACCCAAUCACGGCGCUCGUAGACACCGCCUUCGUCGGCCAUAUUGGCUCGGCUGAACUUGCGGCUGUUGGUGCAUCUGCUUCCGUAUUCAAUUUGGUAUCCAAGCUGUUCAAUGUGCCAUUGCUUAAUGUCACCACAUCUUUUGUUGCUGAGCAGCAGGCAGUCGAUGCCAAUAGUUCUAAUACCACAGGACAAAGAGAUGAAUCUUUGACGCCACAAAAGGGAAGCCAACAAAGGAAGGUUCUUCCGGCGGUUUCAACAUCCUUGGCUCUAGCUGCUGGCAUUGGAUUAUUGGAGAUGGCGGCACUGAUUGUUGGAUCUGGGACACUGAUGAACAUCAUUGGUAUACCCGUCGAUUCACCAAUGCGAGCACCAGCAGAACAAUUUCUUAUGUUCAGGGCAUAUGGUGCUCCACCAAUUAUAGUGGCACUUGCAGCUCAGGGUGCAUUUCGUGGAUUCCUGGAUACAAAGACACCAUUGUAUGCUGUGGGUGCUGGCAACCUAUUAAAUGCAAUACUGGAUGCUGUACUUAUUUUCCCACUUGGUCUAGGAGUAAGCGGCGCUGCCUUGGCCACAGUGUCCUCUGAGUACUUGACUGCGUUCAUCCUCCUUUGCAAGCUGAAUAAUGAAGUAGACCUAUUUUCAUGGAAUAUCAUUGGAGAUGGAGUAAUUCGUUACCUGAAAUCUGGUGGACUGCUAAUUGGCAGAACAAUUGCAGUAUUCCUGACACUGACACUAUCUACGUCCCUAGCUACAAGGGAAGGGCCUGUUCCAAUGGCUGGCUAUGAGAUAUGCUUGCAAGUGUGGUUAACAAUUUCUCUGCUGAAUGAUGCUCUAGCCCUUGCUGGUCAGGCUCUACUUGCAAGCGAAUAUGCGAAAGGGAACUACAAGCAAGCCCGCAUGGUUGUAUACAGAAUCCUGCAGGUUGGAGGUGUGACUGGUGUUGUGCUUGCUGCUACCUUAUUAGUGGGGUUUGGAUCUUUGUCCUUGCUGUUUACAGAUGAUCCUGCAGUUUUGGACGUUGCCCAAUCUGGAGUUUGGUUUGUCACUAUUUCUCAGCCAGUAAAUGCUAUUGCAUUUGUGGCCGAUGGACUUUACUAUGGUGUUUCUGACUUUGCCUAUGCUGCAUACUCCACGAUUUUUGCGGGGGCCUUCUCAUCAGUAUUCCUACUUAUCGCUGCUCCUAAUUUUGGUCUUGGUGGCAUCUGGGCUGGUCUUACUCUAUUUAUGAGUUUGCGAGCAAUUGCUGGUUUCUGGAGGUUAGGGAGCAAAGGUGGACCUUGGGAAAUAAUCUGGUCAGAGAAAGCUUCCAAAGAUCCAAAAUAUUUGCCCUUUGUAUUCAUCUGGAGCCAUCACCCCUCCCCGCCCCGCUCUCAGAUCCGCCAAACCCGGCCGCACAGAGACACCAUGGCCGCGGCUUCCCCUCCGCCCCUCCCCACCUCCGUCGUCCCGGCGGCAACACCAUCCCCCUCCCCCAUCCCCACCGCCGUCUCCUCCGCCGACGUCGCCGCCGCCGACGCCAACCCCGCCGCGGCGCGCGCCUUCGUCUCCCGCCUCCUCGACUCCGCCAGGCGCGCGCUCUCCGGCGCCCGCCGCUGGGCCGAGCUCGUCGACCGCUCCGCGCUCUCCCGCCCGGACACCCUCUCCGACGCCACCUCCCGCCUCCGCAAGAACCUCGCCUACUUCCGCGCCAACUACGCCGCCGUCGUCGCGCUCUCCCUCGCCGCCGCGCUCCUCGCCCACCCCUUCUCCCUCGCGGCGCUCCUCGCCCUGCUCGCCGCCUGGUGCCUCCUCUACAUGCUCCUCCCCGCCGACGCGCCGCCGCUCGCCGCCUUCGGACGCACCUUCUCCGACAGGGAGGUGCUCGGGGGCCUCAUCGCAUCCUCCGCCUUCGUCGUCUUCCUCACCUCCGUCGGCUCGCUCAUGUUCUCCGCGCUGGCCCUCGGCGCCGCCGUCGUCUGCGCGCACGGCGCGUUCCGCGUCCCGGAGGACCCCUUCCUCGACGAGCCCGACCAGGCUGCCGGCAGCGGCAACCAGCAGGAUGAGGAUGAUGAUGGUGGAUCAUCGGCGGCGGUGCUGCUGCUGCCUGACGACAUGCUCGCCGACGUCCUCCGCCGCCUCCCGCCUAGAAGCCUUGCCGCGUCACGCUGCGUCCGCAAGCAGUGGUGCUCCAUCAUCGACGCCCGACGUAUGCUCCGCGUCGACCUCCUCCCUCUCCAGCUCGACGGCUUCUUCUGCAACCCCAACCACCUCCAAGACCGCCCAUCUUUCUUCGCACCCCCAUCGACAAUGCGCCGAAUCACCACCUGCCUCGACGACAUCUACGACACCCUCGGCUACAUGAGCAUCGAGGACCACUGUAAUGGUCUGCUUCUACUUGGGCAGCAGAUGGUGGUCAACCCUGCCACACGACAAUGGGCCACCUUGCCUGCCUUCCCAUCAUCAUCAUCAUCAUUAUUAUUUUCUCGUGUCGACGAUCAGCUGCUUCUACAUGUUGACAAUCAGCUGAUUGUCUACGAUCCCAUGGUGUCGCCGCAGCACUACGAGGUAUUUCUCAUCCCCAUGUUACAUGCCAUCAACCACGGAGAAGACGACGACGACGACGACGAAACCCAACAUCUGUCAGCAGACUACUCAGCAGAUCAGUACUGGCCACCGUCGCCAUACACAACACACGUCUUCUCCUCGAGGAAAUGGAGGUGGGAGGAGAGGUCCUUUGUCCGCCAAGGGGAUCCUGCCGGAACCAUCGCCGAUAUGAUGUGGCGGGACUCCGGCGGAAGCCUGGACGGCCAGGGGGUCUAUUUUCAGGGAGCACUCUAUGUGCGUUGUCGAAACGAUUCUGUAAUUAGAAUAACCUUAUCAGGUGACAAGUACCAAAUGAUUAAAUCGCCUGUAUCAAGGACCAGACUUGGUGAAUAUGAUCUCUCUUACUUGGGAAAAUCAGAAAAAGGGGUCUACUCUGCGCUACUUCGACAGGAUGGUGUUAGUUGCCCACAAUGUCGAGUUUGGUUGCUUAAUGAACUUUGCGGUCAGAUGGAGUGGGUAUUGAAGAGUAACAUCAACCUUCAAUCCCUUGAAGAUAUUCCUCAUCUUCAAUUUGCUAAUAAAUAUAGCAAACCAUGGACGACCGUUGACGACUUUAAUACCAAGGAUGAAGCACCUGCGCAAGACCAACUCGAUGGAUGGGACUUCGACGAUGGUAUGGUCCUAGAGAUCACAGAUAACAAGCAGGCCACUACAACAAACUGGAGUUUUGGUAAUGUUUUCCAUGGAUUUCAUCCUUACAAAGAGAUUGCCUUCUUUGAUGUAUCAUCAGGAGUCGGAGUCGUAUCUUAUCAUUUGAAUACCUCAAAGGUUCAAGAGUUGGGCACCUUUCAUAUAACGGGCUUGGAAAGCGUAUUCCCGUACACAGCAUGCUGGAUGCGGGACUUGUUUGAAAACAAUUAAGUGGCUUAUCAAAAGGUUAGCGUGCGUGCAUGGUUUUGGAACAUGCAUAUAGAUGUUGGAUUCUCUGUUACUUUAAUACUCUGUACAUGUAAGUUAUCCAUUCGGACCUGCUAUAAUAAAGAUUAGAGUUGCAUCUCUAAUUUUA
Panicum hallii is the source of this 4000-nucleotide messenger RNA. RefSeq lists its product as uncharacterized. Gene Ontology annotation, molecular function: xenobiotic transmembrane transporter activity; antiporter activity; protein binding. Gene Ontology annotation, cellular component: membrane. The record is from RefSeq and is a predicted model, not a curated record. Lineage: Eukaryota; Viridiplantae; Streptophyta; Magnoliopsida; Poales; Poaceae. Gene Ontology annotation, biological process: transmembrane transport. The transcript is spliced from 14 exons. The coding region runs from base 67 to 3855 and encodes 1262 amino acids.